Messenger RNA from Penicillium longicatenatum, 792 nucleotides. RefSeq names its product RTA1 domain-containing protein. The transcript has 2 exons. Bases 1 to 792 code for a protein of 263 amino acids. The record is from RefSeq and is a predicted model, not a curated record. Gene Ontology annotation, cellular component: membrane. Lineage: Eukaryota; Fungi; Ascomycota; Eurotiomycetes; Eurotiales; Aspergillaceae.
AUGUCAAACUGGUCUUUCUACGACUACAGCCCCAGCAAAGUGGGAGCGAUUAUUGCACUUAUUUGCUAUGGAGCUAGUGCUGGCUACCAUGUGUUUCAACUAGUAGCUAUGAAAUGCUUCUUUUUCACGACAUUCAUCGUUGGGGCACUUAUGAUGACCCUUGGCUACAUAUUGCGCGCCGCUUCAGCUGCGGACACGACCGCCAUGGGCCCGUACAUUGGACAAAAUGUCUGCAUUCUCCUCCCACCCUCCCUUUACGCCGCUACGAUAUACAUGAUAUAUGGGCGUAUCGUUGACUAUGCUGGAGAGCGAACACUAUCCAUCGUAUCACCACAAAAGGUUACCAAGAUCUUUGUGAUUGGGGACGUUCUUGCGUUCCUGACCCAAGCCUCUGGUGGUGGUAUGAUGGCGAUAUCCUCUAUGGCGAAGAUGGGACAGACCAUUACCAUCGUGGGUCUUUUCAUUCAACUUAUCUUCUUCGGGGCAUUCCUCACGAUCGCAAUUAUCUUUGGGCGGCGAGUUCAGCAGACCAAGACCGCGCUACGUAACUUACCGUAUGGAAAGUUGCUCUUUGUUCUAUUUACUGUAUCGGCGUUGAUUAUCGUUCGAUGUUUCUAUCGCAUUAUUGAAUUCUGCCAAGGAAAUGACGGGUACUUAAUGGGCCACGAGGUGUUCAUGUACGUGUUUGACACGAUCCCGAUGUUUGUGGUUCAAGCUGUCUUUCAUUUCUACCACCCCGGGAAGGUCCUUGUUACGAGGCGCUAUACUGGUCUUGGAACGGAGAUGCGGUAG